Molecule: messenger RNA, 267 nt
Organism: [Torrubiella] hemipterigena
Lineage: Eukaryota; Fungi; Ascomycota; Sordariomycetes; Hypocreales; Clavicipitaceae
Source: the annotation of a GenBank genome assembly
AUGAAGUUCACUCUCGCUGUUUCUGUCUUUGCUGUCGGCAUCAUGGCUGCCCCAUUGCCCCAGAUUGGUCUCCCAGGAGGGCUGGGCGGUCUCACUAGCCUUCUUAACGCAGUUCCUCUUCUAGGCGGUUCGUUGGGCGGCUUGGGCCGAACCGGCGAGCCAAAGCCUGUGGCUAAGGAGGAGCUUCAGAAGCCUGUGCUGAUUGAGAAGAAGCCCGCUAUGAACGAGGCGAAGCCUGCGAUGAGCGAGAAGAAGCCUGUUGCUUAA